Molecule: messenger RNA, 2627 nt
Organism: Scaptodrosophila lebanonensis
Lineage: Eukaryota; Metazoa; Arthropoda; Insecta; Diptera; Drosophilidae
Gene: inaF-D
Exons: 2
Coding region: 1-1065 (354 amino acids)
Source: RefSeq, a predicted model, not a curated record
AUGAAUUCAAAAGUCAAUUCGCUGGAGGAAAAAGUAAAACUGCCGCCCACGGAGACAAUAAGCCGCUGUUAUCAGCCGCAGCAGAAUAAUCGAAAGGUCAUCCGAAUUUUAACGGUGGCCGUCUAUGUGCUUUGCGUCUCAUUGGCUGCCAUAAUGCUCUCCCUAUAUUAUAUAUUCAUAUGGGAUCCAACUAUACGACCGUUCGUUACGAAGGGCAAUCACUGCGACAAAAUUGUGAUACCCGAAAAAAUUGCUAUACGCCUCCUAAACUCAUCGGAAGUCACCGCAGAGCAGUUCUAUAAGCACAUCCUGGACCAGUACCGCCUACUGAACCAUCGCCAGCACCUGCUACAGAAACAGCAUCUACAACUGCAACACCUGGACGCGACCAAUCGUUUUCAGGAAAUAUUUGCCACGGCCACCAUCAUACAGGCGCACCCGCCUCCACGUCUCUCGGACACCUACAAUAAGCCACUGGGGCCCCCGUUGAACAGCAGCUAUCGCGUCGAGUCGCCAGCACUAGCACCAGCACGUGCCAACAAUAAUGAGGCGACUCUAAUGAACGCUGUGCCCCUAAUGCUGGACACAUCGCCGCCCAUUGUCAGCUCCGGGAAUAUGGCGCAUCUGAAACGUAAGACGCAUCGUGGCCACAACAAACGUCAUCGUCUAAGGGGCAGCAAUGCCUCUGUCGCCGGCGCCGCUCAAAGCCAUCAGAAGAAGUUGGUAUCUGGAGCGGUAUUCGGCGCAUCCAGCACGCCAAACCCACUUGGAGAGCAGCAACAGCAGCAGUUCUCCACAGCCAUUGUGCCACACAACUAUAUGGAUGCGCCACUAAAUCCCGCUGCCGGCACCAUAGUUCAGCAGCCCAUGCAACUUUACACGUCCAUGCCCAUACCGCUGAUCCUGAGCUCAAGUGAUGAGAAGAGGUCAAGUCAUCAUGCGCAUGGGGAGAAGCGAAGCAAUGCGCAGGCGCGACGACGCACCACCACAGCAACUGUGUCCGGUUACGAUGCGCAGACAUACCUCAAUCCGUUCCUAACCGGCGAGCUGAUUUUCGAGAAAUAAGUCCAAAUCCAUUUCAUAGCCAGCCAAAUAUGAGUAGUUAAUACCAAAGACAAUGGGUUCCCACAAUAUUUGCAGGAAUUAAUUGGAACUCUGUCAUAUCACACACUUACACACACUCUCUCACAUACACAGACAAACACAAUAUUUAAGGUAUGGUCAGACAAGCAAAUAAUUUGCAUCCAAAUAUUUCGAAAUUUCACAACUAUGUCACGAGUAUAAUCCACUAUUCUGAUUUGGGAUUCACUUUUCAAGACCUAAUUGGAAAAUAACAAAAAUUUGUGCGCAAAUUAUUUGCAUUUGUGACCGCACACACACUUUCAAAACUUUGGCCGAAUAUAUGCAAAACAAAUUCGUUGGCAAAGAUCACAAAUAGCUCCUUAUAAAGGUACAAUAUAUAGAUAAAUAUUAAUGUGUGCAGGACUUACAACAAAUACAAUACAUAAAAUAUACCUAUAGAGCCGAACUUCUCCUGGAACUAACUCGGAACAACAACAAAACGAAGACUAUAAAAGCCCGAACGAACAAUUUGUAGAAAAUUUAAAAGUACAUAUUCAAAAUAUGUUCAACUUUCUAGAGAACGGAUUAUUUAAGAACAGUUCUUUGGAUCAUCAAAAAAUGUUUUAACGAUAUUUUAAUUCUCCAAAUUCCACCAUUUCAUUGCAUUUCAAAAUCACAUGUUUCGGGCUACAUUAGAAAAUUAUAAAAUGCAUUUAAUUGGGCAAUCAGAUAUACGAAACGAACCCAAAAUUCCCCAAUCGAAAUCGCCGCCUUGGAGAAGUUCAGCUUCAUAAUACUAUAUCCAUGAGAUUCGUGUAGAAAAAAAACAAAUUAUUCUAAAUGUAUACCAAGCAAAGAAAAUUCCUUUUAGUCGAAUAUGUAUUGAUCGUAUUUAAACUAUAUAUACAUAUAUACGUAUAUAUAUAUAUAUAUAUAUAUAGCUAAGAUGAUGUUAUUUAAGUAUAUGGGACCCACACCACUAAACCAAAACCAACAAAAUAUACUACAUCCUGCGGCAAGCAAACACCCACCUAGGACACUGCUUUAAGGCAGCUAGCAAAUGCUAAUUAACUAACUUAGCAAUACACUAUUCAAUACUACCACAAACUACCAGUUACCAAUAAAACGCAUGCCACACCCCCCUCCCAACACCAUAAGCAUCACAAACUAAACGAAUACUCUACACAGUUCAGAGCACAGGAAUAGCGGGUUCGGUUUAGCAAUUCUCAAUUAUUGAAAAACUAAUAACCAAGCGAAAUUUUUACAAAACAAAAAAGUAAAAAUUAUAAAAAUAGCAUACAGGUACACACACUCUAUACAUGAGAAUUGAACUCAAUAAUAAUAACAAUAAUAAUAAAAAUAAAAAUAAUAAUUAUAUAAAUGCAUAUGUAUAUGGAAUAUUUAUAAAUGAAAUUGUUGAGCAUAUAUAAGACAUACCAUAAACAUAAAUAUUAUACACACAUACGAGUAUAUACAUUCAUAUAUAUACUAUAUAUAUAUACCAAGAAUAAAAAGUAAUUUUGGUAAUAAAACUCAACAAUAGAACAAAACCAAAUUCAAGCAAA